AUCAUGAUGGAUGACGAUGCUCCUUAUGCCCUUGUAGAGUACCGCACGUAGCUUCGUUUACUCAUCGACGUGUGAAACGCACCGCACAUGAAACGCAUCAUACAGCACAGCAUACACAUAUGCAGAGAAGAAAUACAGUCGCAUUCCUAAUUUUACCGGCCCCAGCAUCGCAUUCAGCAGCAGACAUCGUGAUAUUAUUGGCCUUUUAAUCUAUUCCUCAUCAUCAACAUAUUGGCGAUGAUGAUGAUGUCAGGCUGAUAUCUACGUUCGCCCGGGUGCGGAGCUGAAUAGUCAAGCAUAUAGAAAAAAAAGAGAAGAGAAGAGAAGAGCAGAAGCAGCAAGUGUAGCACCGGUAACAGCUAUAUAUAGCUGCAGAGGAGAGGAGAGGAGAGGAGAGGAAUCAUGGCGGUGAUUCUCAAGCAUUACUACCCGGUCCUGCUCCUCGUCGUCGUGCACAUCUUCCGCCGGUGUCCGACGGUGAAGCGGGUCCGCGAACUCACGUCCCAGUACCCCUUCUACCCGUUCAUCAUCACUUCCACGGGGGACCACUUUUUCUGCCAAUACGUGUCCAGUAGUAACUUGAUGACGUGUGCUGCCCUGUCGGUGCUGAUUGUGCUGACUGCCGUCAUGUUCUAUGCCGAGGACAAGAAGAUCUUGCAAACGUCGGUCUUGUUUACGGUGCCAGUGGGCGCCUACUGCGUCUACCUCUUUUCCGAGUCCAUCGUGGUGCACGAGGUCGCCCUGGAAUUGGAGUCCGGCCCGGAAAUGAAGAGGAGCAACAGGAGCAGCACUACGGUCAAGGCCGACGGUGGGGGUCAGCAGCAGCAGCAAGGCUCAGGGGAAGUGCCCCAUCCUGCUAGCGCCGCCGCUGCGAACAACACCACCGCCGCCGCCGCCGCCACCACCACCAACUUCCCUGGCAGUCAGACGGCGUCCCAGCAGAAGCCGGACGGGCCUGAGGCGGCCAGCAAUAAGGACUACAACAAGGCGUCGACGGCCUACCCGUUUGGCUCGAGCGGUGCUGGAGCUGGUGCCUCGUCGGACACAGCACGCGGUGGCGGAGGCUUGAAUGCUUCGUCUACCGGCCUCGAGCGGGUGAAUGUGCUGCAGUACUACGUGUUUCGGAGGAACCACCUGGUGGCACAGGGCUCCCCCUACAACGUCUUCAUCCGGCUGCACCUCAAGCGCCUGGCCUUCUCCUACGACUCCUACUACUUGGCCCUAGAAGGGUACAAUAUCCAGCCGGAGAAGCUGAUCGCCGACGACGAGAACCUGGAGAAGGUGCGACACCUGGGAAAGAAAAUCGCAGAGAGGCUGGGCAUCUCGUACUACGACGUCCAGACAAUCUCGGACCACCACCAGAUGAACCAGGCCAGCCUGAAGCGCAUGUGGGAGCAGCGACAAGUGGAGCUGAUGGACACGCUGCGACGACGCCGCGACUUUGUCCCGCGCAUCCGCAAGAUUGAGCUGGACGUGGAGAGUCACGAGGCUCGGCCGGCGGUCGUGGCGGCGUCCGCUGCCAGCAGCAGUAACAGGGACCACAGCUCCAAGUCCACCAAGGCCAUGUCCUUCAUGUCGACUGCAACUGCAACUGCUGGUGCACCAGGGGGAGGGGGAGCAGGAGCAACACCACCACCAGGUGCUGGUGGCAUCGGGGGCCCGGGCAUCAUCAGCAGCAGCAGCAAGCGUCAUCACCAGCAGUUGCGCGGAUCGACCACGUCCGUCUAUCACUAUAACCCCGUGAGAUUUCGUCUCGUCCGCAUCAUUUCUUUUCAUCAUCACAUGCAUAUGUAUCAUCAGGACCUUCCUCCGGCGACCAAGCGGGCCACCAAGCUGCUGCCCGUGCCGAGUGCGCCAGCUUUCAGCUCCUUGUCCAGUGGGGCCCACGUGCGGGAGAGGGCCACCAUCGUGCGCAUCAACGCGCCGCCGUCAAAGACAAACACCGAGUUCACCAAGGCGAUGGAGGAUGACAUUGACAAGUACAAUAAUAAGAGGAAGAAGAACAAGUCCAAUGAGCCGUCAUCGUGA
This is a messenger RNA of Notodromas monacha, 2028 nucleotides long. NCBI's taxonomy places the organism in Eukaryota, Metazoa, Arthropoda, Ostracoda, Podocopida, Cyprididae. The record is from the annotation of a GenBank genome assembly.